Molecule: messenger RNA, 399 nt
Organism: Penicillium antarcticum
Lineage: Eukaryota; Fungi; Ascomycota; Eurotiomycetes; Eurotiales; Aspergillaceae
Product: cytidine deaminase family protein
Exons: 1
Coding region: 1-399 (132 amino acids)
Cellular component (GO): cytosol
Molecular function (GO): zinc ion binding; cytidine deaminase activity
Source: RefSeq, a predicted model, not a curated record
AUGGAUCUUACUCAAAAAGAAUGCGCCCUCAUCGAACUCGCAAGAAACACAAUCAAUUCAAUUCCCAAAUCAGACAACCACAGCGUCGCCAGCGCAGGCCUCUCUGAAAAUGGACAAAUCUUCACCGGUGUCAAUGUCUUCCACUUUACCGGUGGACCAUGUGCUGAGCUCGUCGUUCUCGGGGUUGCCGCCGGUUCAGGGGCUCAGAAACUCACGCAUAUCGUUGCAGUGGGCGAGGAUGGUCAAGAAGGAGCCAUCGUGAGUCCAUGCGGUCGCUGUCGACAGGUGCUGCGUGAUCUUCAUCCUAGUAUUAGGGUGGUUGUACAGGAGAAGGACGGAGGUACGGUGUCUGUACCUAUUGAUGAGUUGUUACCUUAUGCCUAUGAUCUUCGGGAAUGA